Molecule: messenger RNA, 2924 nt
Organism: Thunnus maccoyii (southern bluefin tuna)
Lineage: Eukaryota; Metazoa; Chordata; Actinopteri; Scombriformes; Scombridae
Gene: nars1
Product: asparaginyl-tRNA synthetase 1
Exons: 15
Coding region: 159-1838 (559 amino acids)
Biological process (GO): asparaginyl-tRNA aminoacylation
Cellular component (GO): cytoplasm
Molecular function (GO): nucleic acid binding; asparagine-tRNA ligase activity; ATP binding
Source: RefSeq, a predicted model, not a curated record
GGUUCACGGUGUUCACGUCCAGAUCAUUGAAAAAGGGCUGAUGCAAGUCUGCGUGUCCGAGUCCAAAUAUACUGCACCGGCAGACGCAUCUUGGGUUUAAUACCUAGUUUUGAAUCAAAGUCUCUAGUCUACCCUGCGCAGCGGCACCUGGACUGAUAAUGGCGACGGAUAUAACUAAAGGUGUGGAACAAGUCUCAGUUGGUGAGCUCUAUGUUUCCGAGAAAUGUGGCAGCGACCAGGAUGGAGACGGCUCGCAGCAGAAACCCUUCAAAACUGCCCUCAAGGCUCUGGUGUUCGCUGGGAAGGAGCCGUUCCCCACCAUCUAUGUAGACUCACCAAACGAAGGAGAGCGUUGGGCAGUGAUCUCUAAGACGCAGAUGAAGAACACAAAGAAGGCCUUUAACCGCGAGCAGAUGAAGACUGAUUCCAAGGACAAAAGGGAGGCAGAGGACAUCGAGAGGAGAGAGAAGAACCUGGAAGAAGCCAAGAAGAUCAUCAUUGAGAAGGACCUCAGCCUGCCUGAACCUAAACCGGUUAAAAUCCAUGAACUGGCAUCAAAGAGAGGUCAGAGAGUCAAAGUGUUCGGAUGGGUUCAUCGCCUCAGAAGACAGGGGAAGAAUCUGAUGUUCCUUGUUUUGAGAGAUGGAACUGGUUUCCUCCAGUGUGUCCUGUCUGAUAAACUGUGCCAGUGCUACAAUGGCAUGGUGUUGUCCACGGAGAGUACUGUAGGUUUGUACGGGACUGUUACUGAGGUUCCUGAGGGAAAACAGGCGCCCGGAGGCCACGAGCUGAACUGUGACUUCUGGGAGCUGGUUGGCUUAGCUCCAGCAGGCGGCGCCGACAACCUGGUGAACGAAGAGUCUGACGUCGACGUCCAGCUGAACAACCGACACAUGAUGAUCAGAGGAGAGAACGUCUCCAAGAUCCUCAGAGUGCGAUCCACUGUGACGCAGUGCUUCAGAGACCACCUCUUCGCCCGUGGAUACUAUGAGAUCACUCCUCCGACCCUGGUGCAGACUCAGGUAGAGGGCGGCUCCACGCUGUUUAACCUCAACUACUUUGGGGAACAGGCAUACCUGACGCAGUCCUCCCAGCUUUACCUGGAGACCUGCAUACCUGCACUGGGUGACACCUUCAGCAUUGCACAGUCGUACCGGGCUGAGCAGUCCCGCACCCGCAGGCACCUGUCUGAGUACACUCACAUCGAGGCCGAGUGUCCCUUCAUUAGUUUUGAUGAUCUGCUGAACAGACUGGAGGACCUGGUUUGUGACGUGGUGGACAGAGUGCUCAAAUCUCCCGCCGCUGAGCUGCUGUAUGACAUCAACCCCACCUUCAAACCUCCCAAGAGGCCAUUCAAGAGGAUGAACUACACCGAUGCCAUCGAGUGGCUCAAAGCACACAACAUCAAGAAGGAGGACGGCACCUUCUACGAGUUUGGAGAGGACAUUCCUGAGGCUCCGGAGAGGCUGAUGACCGACACCAUCAACGAGACCAUCCUGCUGUGUCGUUUCCCCGCUGAGAUCAAAUCCUUCUACAUGCAGCGCUGCCCCGAGGACAAACGCCUCACCGAGUCGGUCGACGUGCUGAUGCCAAAUGUCGGUGAGAUCGUCGGAGGCUCAAUGCGUAUCUGGGACGCUGAGGAGCUGCUGGAUGGUUACAAGAGAGAGGGAAUUGACUCAACCCCGUACUACUGGUAUACUGACCAGAGGAAAUACGGCACAUGCCCUCACGGUGGUUAUGGUCUGGGUCUGGAGCGUUUCCUCACCUGGCUGCUGAACAGACAUCACAUCAGAGACGUCUGCCUGUACCCAAGAUUCAUCCAGCGCUGCCGACCCUGAACACACACACAUGCUAUCAGCACAUCUGGACCUGACAUGUGGCAGCGCUCUUUGAGCCAUCAUAUAUUUCAAAAUAAAAGUAAUAGAAAACUACAAUAUGAAAUCAUAUAACCCUUAAUUCAAUAUUGCUACCUUUCGCAGCUUCAUUUACUGUAAUAGACUUCAUUUCUGAAGCUCAGCUCCUGUCCCACUCACUCGUUCUGUCGCUUCAAAACUAAAUCUGAUCAUUUCCGCCUCUGCUCGUGCUCUUAAUAAUCUAACCGGUAAUAAAAACACUGCAGUUUCCUGUUAUGAAAAAUAUAAGAAUGUCUCAAAUGUGGUCUUACAUGCUGUUAAAUAACCUUUUCCACCUUAAAUUAAAAGUCUCUUUUUUUCCCAGUGUAUUGUUUAUUAUAUUCAAAUUGUCCAUAGGAAUUGGUAGACAAUACCCUAGAAAUAUAGUUAACACAUGGAAAAUUAUAGAACAUACAAUUAAACAAAAAUAUAUAAGUUGAAUGAAGAAAAAUCUUGCUACACUGUCCAGCAGCCACAUUAAAUAUAUACCACUACUUCAAUAUUUGUUUGUUUUUGUCCCAGUAAUUGGCAUUUCUUCUCUUGUCAUUAGCUUUAAAAAGAUCAUAGUCAUAAUUAUAGUCAAAAAAAAAAUGCAGUGCCAAAGUUGUAUCGACAAAUCACACAAGCACAAGUUUCAACAUGUUCUGCUCUGUAUCAUGAUUAAAACAGCGCUGCCACACAGAUACUCUCUUCACUGUACUGUAUGACCAUCAUUCUAACUCUUGAGGCGGCUGGCUAAAGCUUAUUUCUGUCAAUGUUUGGAUCAAACUCCAAUUACAAAAACAACAAUGCCGCUUUUGUGCACUUUUCAUGUAUUCUGGAAUAUGUAACUUCUUUCAUAAAAGGAAAAAGUUGGCUCAGGAAAUCAAAGAUGGAUACAAAAACGUGGGCAGCGGUCUGUCCAUCAGAUGGUCGUCAUCGGUGGUUUAGAACUAUGAUGUGUAGGCUCUGAUUCUCAUCUGGUUGUUCCGCUGUGUCUUCUGAAAAAACUUCUCAACUCAAGCUGCACUUAAAUAAAACCUGAUUCAAACA